Molecule: messenger RNA, 997 nt
Organism: Neurospora hispaniola
Lineage: Eukaryota; Fungi; Ascomycota; Sordariomycetes; Sordariales; Sordariaceae
Exons: 3
Coding region: 163-759 (198 amino acids)
Source: RefSeq, a predicted model, not a curated record
ACCAUCGCAUCCAUCACGCUCUUCCCUUUCUGAUCUCGAUUAGCUUACGCCCGACAGCAUCACAUCACACAAUCAUUGCCGGUAAAAACGACCGCAGAAGUGCCGUCCAAUUGAGACCCCAGACAGCCAAAGAGCCGCAACCGAAGCUGUCACUGCGCAACCAUGCAUUUACUCUUCUCCUCUGGCAGACAGGCUCUCCCCAGCUCCAGGCGCCUGCUCGGCAAGACCCCAGCAGCAGCGGCAGUGACCUGCAACCAAUUUGCUUCGAGUGCCGCGUUCUUUUCGACCUCACGCACCGUUGCGGCCAAGAACCAAAUCUACCAGUCUGUUCGUAAUCUCGACCAGUUCCAUACCUACCAGCUUCUCUCAUCCUCCUCUCGAACGCCGCUGUUGACACUGUGGACUACCUCCUAUUGCCCUACAUGCCGAGUAGUGGAGCCCUUGUUGCGCGAGCUCGUCGAAACCGGAGUCGGUGAAGAGGAGGGCGGCGUUGGCUUUUGCACCGUCGAGUACGAUGCGCCUGAUGUUAUGGAAGCUGGACUGGGUCUUAGCUAUAUGAUCAACUCGAUCCCGACCCUGCUGAGUUUUGAUGCCCAGGAGGCGCAAACCCAAACCAAGGUCACGGAUGGUCGCCAAUUGGCUAAUCGCAAGUUCUUGGAAGAAUGGAUCCGAAACGAGGCGAGACGGCAUGGAAAUCGUGGAGGGGGCGGGUCUCCUACCAGCAUCUUCAGCGGCCUCUUUAGCAAACUGAAGGAGUAGCCCAACAGAUCACCAAUGACAAGUUUCUGCCGAGGCAGAUCACAGCGCACAUCGGCACUGCAUACUAUGAUCGUCGGUCAAUGCACACAGCUUCCCCGCAAAUUAAGCUUCGCCAAAAGCUGAGCGGCUCCAAGUCACUCGACGACUGCCCUACACUGCUGAAUACCAGAAUCAACUUAGCCGUAUUAGUCUCCUGGCGCAAGUAACGGUCAAUUAACAGCUCGACUCCGUCUAUCAG